AUGCCAGCGCCUUGUGAUGACGAAAUCGACGUGGAGGGCAUUUCAGAUCAGACAAGUCUACUGCGUGUUGCGGAGUAUGAGAGAAAGGAGGAGAGGCAGACAGAAGCCAUUGCUGUAAGCGUCGCUCAUGAAAGUAUUAGAGAAGAAGUGGAGGAGGACAAUGAUGCUGAGAGUGGAGAGGAGGAAGGCCAGGAAGCAUCUGAUAAGGAGAGUGAAGGAGUCUUUGAGGUAGAUGAUUACAACUUAGAUGCAGACAGCCAGACAGGCUUGUUUGGCAACGGGGAGAGUGAUAGUGAUGAAGUUGAGUUGGAUGAAAAUGAUGAUGGUGCAGGCUUCGGCCCACCGUGCUCGGAUGAUGAUGAAGAUAAUGUAGAACGAGAAGUGUUUGAUGCUGGUCACAGCAACGGCAAUGAGAUGCUUGAGAAC
Molecule: messenger RNA, 426 nt
Organism: Lymnaea stagnalis (great pond snail)
Lineage: Eukaryota; Metazoa; Mollusca; Gastropoda; Lymnaeidae
Source: the annotation of a GenBank genome assembly